UGCUCUCUGCCCCUGCUGCUAUCCAGUUCUCCUCCCACCCCCGUCCUUCCCACCCCAUCUCUCUCUCUCUCUCUCUGUCCGUUCCUCUGUCUCUGUCCAGCUCUCUUCUGCGCUAUUUCUUCUUACCUCGUUCGUUUUCUUGUUAAACCCUUCAAACCCAGUUUGUAAAUUACAAGCUUUAAGCUUGAUUGAUUCUUUUAUUAUUAUUGUUUUUCCUUUUCUUUUUUCCUUUAUCUUGGGGGGGUGGGGUUUGAAUCAUGAGGAGAGGGAGAGGAGCCCCGUCUAGAAAAACUGUUGCCGUUGAGACGCCCGGAGUACCGGAUACAGCAGGAUCUGCUUUGAGAAAUACAGGCACGGAGCCACGGUACCGGGGCGUGAGAAAGAGACCGUGGGGUAGAUUCGCAGCCGAGAUCAGAGACCCAUGGAAAAAGACUCGCGUCUGGCUCGGCACCUUCGACUCCGCCGAGGACGCCGCCCGAGCCUACGAUGCCGCGGCUCGCAACCUCCGGGGCCCGAAAGCCAAGACCAACUUCCCUCUCUCCCCCUCCUCGUAUUUCUCUCCGCUAAAUCCAAACCAGAGCCACCUCAACCACCAAAACUGUGCGCUUUUGGAUCACCACCGCUUGUACGACAUGAACGAUGGGUUUCAGGAGCACCAGAUUGUUGAUCCCCAGAGGCCCGCCUCAAGCAGCAUGAGCAGCACGGUCGAGUCCUUUAGUGGGCCCAGGCCGCUGCCGCUACAGUCCGCACGGGCUUUUGCUGCGGCCCCGAGGCGACAUCCCAAGCCACCCAUGUUGAUCCCGGAGGAUUGCCACAGCGACUGUGAUUCGUCGUCUUCAGUGGUCGACGACGACGUUGAUAUCGCGUCGUCUUCAUGCCGGAAGCGUCCCCUGCCUUUCGAUCUCAAUUUCCCACCACCACAGUUGGAUGAGGUUGACUUUGUGGGAGAUGAUCUCCGGUGCACAGCUCUUUGCCUCUAAUUAUCACGGUGGUAAUGAUGGUGGCCUUGGUUUUUCCUUUAAUUUUUGUUGGUUCUCUCUUUUUUUCUUUUUAAAUGCGAAAAAAAGAAGAAAUUAUGAGAUAAGAUUAUUACAGAGCGAUCCGAAUUUCUACGAGAUUAUCACCUUGUCCGUUUUAGCAUAAAUGUUGCUCUUAUUUUUAUGAGAUGGGGGGUUCCUCACCCACCUCUUACAGAUCCAUCCCUGUGUAAAGAGUUAUUAAUCUACCAUCUAAUUUAGUUCUGCUAAAAA
This is a messenger RNA of Juglans microcarpa x Juglans regia, 1250 nucleotides long. Its product is annotated as ethylene-responsive transcription factor 3-like. The transcript has a single exon. NCBI's taxonomy places the organism in Eukaryota, Viridiplantae, Streptophyta, Magnoliopsida, Fagales, Juglandaceae. The record is from RefSeq and is a predicted model, not a curated record. Bases 258 to 980 code for a protein of 240 amino acids. Gene Ontology annotation, molecular function: DNA-binding transcription factor activity; DNA binding. Gene Ontology annotation, biological process: regulation of DNA-templated transcription.